Messenger RNA from Camelus dromedarius (Arabian camel), 2187 nucleotides. RefSeq names its product ADAM metallopeptidase domain 29 (gene ADAM29). Gene Ontology annotation, biological process: male gonad development; proteolysis. The coding region runs from base 1 to 2187 and encodes 728 amino acids. Lineage: Eukaryota; Metazoa; Chordata; Mammalia; Artiodactyla; Camelidae. The record is from RefSeq and is a predicted model, not a curated record. Gene Ontology annotation, molecular function: metalloendopeptidase activity. Gene Ontology annotation, cellular component: sperm head plasma membrane; plasma membrane; external side of plasma membrane. The transcript has a single exon.
AUGAGAAUCAUACCACUGCUACACUGGCUGGGGGUGUUUCUAUAUUUUUCAGGACACACUCAGGCUGAGCACCCUCAAUAUCACAGCCCCCCAGAAGUGGUGAUUCCCUUGAAGGUACCUGACACUAGCAGAGGCAUGAAGCCUAAAGGCUGGCUCUCUUACAGCCUACAUUUUGGGGGCCAGAGACAUGUUGUACACAUGAAGGUCAAGAAGCAUUUGCUGUCCAGACACCUUCCAGUGUUCACCUACACAGACCAGGGUGCUCUCUUGGAGGACCAUCCUUUUGUCCAGAAUGACUGCUACUAUCAUGGUUAUGUGGAAGGGGACCCAGAAUCCCUGGUUGCCCUCAGUACCUGUUUUGGUGGCCUUCAAGGAUUAUUACAGAUAAAUGAUGUUGUUUAUGAAAUUAAGCCCAAGAUUUUUUCUACCAAAUUUGAGCAUCUGGUAUAUAAAAUGGACAGUGAGGAGACUCAAUUCCCAACCAUGAAAUCUGGCAUUAUGGAAGAGGAAACUGUAAGCCAAUUUGAGUUUCAAGAGAUUGGUAAUGCUACUCUGAAACAAAGUGGUAUUGAAGGCUGGUGGGUCCAUGUGUACAUUGUUGAAAUUGCAGUCGUGGUGGACAAUGCUCUAUAUCAUCAGUUUAAAAAGAAUGUCACAAAGUUGAAGGAGAAUAUAUUUCUUAUUGUAAAUAUAGUGGAUUCCAUUUAUGAAGAUAUGGGUAUUAAGGUGUUCAUGUUUGGUAUGGAGAUCUGGACUGAAAAAAAUCACGUUGAAGUGGAUGCUGUAAAGAGAUCUCUGAGAGAUUUUUGUGAAUGGAAGGCUGAAAACAUUGAUGCCCGCAUAGCCCAUGAUACCGUACACCUGUUUAUAAACAGAACAUUAAGAGGAUUGACUGGUUUAGGCUACAUUGCAGGAAUGUGUAGAUCAAAAUUUAGUUGUGCAGUUGUUUCCUUUGGAGGCAAAACCUUGCCCAUUAUUGCGAUCGCCAUGGCUCAUCAUAUAGGUCAUAAUUUGGGUAUGUCUCAUGAUGAAGUAACAUGUGUGUGUGCAGAAGGUUUUUAUAGAUGUAUAAUGAAUGCUGACAACCCACCAAUAGUCAAAUUUAGCAACUGCAGUUACUCUCUUUUUUGGGGAUAUACUGUACAUACGGCAAAAUGUUUGCACUACACUAUAUACACAAAGGACAUAUUUUCAAGGACGCGCUGUGGGAAUGGUGUUGUGGAAGAAGGAGAACAGUGUGACUGUGGAUCUUUGCAGAGCUGUUCAAAAGAUGCCUGUUGUCUGACAAACUGCACUCUGAGCUUUGGGUCUGCUUGUGCUUUUGGGCUUUGUUGCAAGGACUGCAAUUUCUUACCAUCAGGGGAAAUGUGUAGGAAGGAGGUCAACGAAUGUGACCUUCCAGAGUGGUGCAAUGGAACAUCCCACAUGUGCCCAGAUGACGUAUACGUAGAGGAUGGAAUUCCCUGUAACGAGAGCGCCUACUGUUACGAAAAGAGGUGUAGUGACCGUGAUACUCAGUGUAGGCAAAUUUUUGGCCAAAAGGCCAAGAAUGCAAAAAACACUUGUUACAAACAAGUAAAUACUCAAGGUGAUCGUUUUGGUAACUGUGGAGUUGAGAACUUCACAUAUCUAAAAUGCAGUAUGUCGGACAGCUUGUGUGGGAGAAUUCAGUGUGAUAGCGUGGCAGAAAUUCCCCGCCUGAAAGAUCAUUCUACUGUGCAUGGGACUCGUGUCAACAACACCACCUGCUGGGGUAUAGACUACCACAUUGGGAUGACCAUACCUGACAUCGGUGAAGUGAACGAUGGCACAGAGUGUGGCCCAGAACAUGUCUGCAUCCAAAAGAAGUGUGUUCAUCUUUCUCACUUGGAUAGUGAUUGUUCACCCAAGUUCUGCAACAUGAGGGGGAUCUGCAACAAUAAACAUCACUGCCAUUGCAACUACCUGUGGGACCCUCCCAACUGCCUAAUAAGAGGCCACGGAGGGAGUGUCGACAGUGGCCCACCCCCUAAGAGAAAGAAGAUAAAGAAGAUUUACCUGAUAUUUCCAUGUCUUCUUUUGUUGUUACUUCUGUUAUGUUGUCUUAUUUACACUUGUCUGAAGAAAAAACCUAAAGAAAAAAAAGGAAACAUUCAGCCUCGACCUGAAAAAUCAAGGCAAAAAACUCAGACUCCACGUGGGAAAUAA